Molecule: messenger RNA, 246 nt
Organism: Didymodactylos carnosus
Lineage: Eukaryota; Metazoa; Rotifera; Eurotatoria; Philodinida; Philodinidae
Source: the annotation of a GenBank genome assembly
AUGCGUCCAAGUUUCACUGGUCCAACAUCUUCAUCGAGAAAUUGGCAAGCGACAUACGAUCCGGGUACUGCAUCACCGAAUUCAGACAGUCCGGGAUACCAAGUGUUAGAUAGAUAUGUUAAUAACCCAACUGCAUCGGACACAAAUACAUUAGCAGGACAAUCACAACAACCACUGUCUGCAGCCGAUGGGGAGAAAAAAAGUGAUGUGAAGAAGUUAGCAAGCCAAGUAUUUUCUUCCCGAUAA